Trichosurus vulpecula (common brushtail) is the source of this 1980-nucleotide messenger RNA. RefSeq names its product interferon regulatory factor 7 (gene IRF7). Bases 242 to 1756 code for a protein of 504 amino acids. Gene Ontology annotation, molecular function: RNA polymerase II cis-regulatory region sequence-specific DNA binding; protein binding; DNA-binding transcription factor activity, RNA polymerase II-specific. Gene Ontology annotation, biological process: regulation of transcription by RNA polymerase II; immune system process. Gene Ontology annotation, cellular component: nucleus. The transcript has 12 exons. The record is from RefSeq and is a predicted model, not a curated record. NCBI's taxonomy places the organism in Eukaryota, Metazoa, Chordata, Mammalia, Diprotodontia, Phalangeridae.
CCUCCUCGGCAGGGUUAGGCGGCUGAGGAGGUCUAAGCGCCACCCCCAGGGGAGCCCUAUAAAGGCUGGAGAGAGGCUGGACUUCUGCGAGACUGAGUUUUCCUGCCCACAGCGCCUCCAGGGUCCCAGUGCAAAGAAUUCUAAUCUGAAAGAGCAGUUUGAACUUGGGGCAUCUGUGAGUCACCAAUCCUGCCUGUGGCCCCACCUCACCACCGCACCCCAGACCACAUUCUAACCAACAAUGGCUUCAGAUGCCAAGAGGGGGUCUCAGCGAGUACUCUUUGGCGAAUGGCUUCUGAGGGAGGUCAGCAGUGGGCGCUACCAGGGGCUGGGCUGGCUGGAUGCCACCCGCACCCGCUUCCGGGUGCCCUGGAAACACCUGUCGAGGAAGGAUACCAGCGAAGAAGAUGCGAGCAUCUUCAAGGCCUGGGCCAUCGCCCGAGGUCGGUGGCAGCCUGACCCCGAGGGCAGUAGUCCCCAGCCCCCAGAGGCCUCAGAGCGAACCCACUGGAAGACCAACUUCCGGUGUGCCCUGAAGAGCACCCAGCUGUUCACGCUGGUGGAUGACAGGUCUUCGGAUGAGCAGGACCCGCACAAGGUGUUCAGGCUCAGCCAGCCCUGGCCCAAGGAGUCAGAAGUCGAUGGGACUGCUGGGGAGGAGCAGCUGAUAGGCAUCAGUCCCUUAGGAUUCGGGGGUGACGGCACAAUGACAAAGCUGCAGGCUGGGCUCCAGGUCCUCUCCCUGGAUGGACAGGCUACUGACGUUUCUGGUCCUGACCUCCUCCAACUGGUCCUGGAGGAGAGUGAGCUGGAGGGCCUGGAAGAGGCCACUGAAUAUAUCCAAGACAUUGAUCCAGAGCUCUGGAGAGAGGCUGAGGGUCCAUACUCGCGGUGGACAGAGACCCUCCCCAGUGAACCCUGGGAGGCUCAAGCAGGGCCCCUGCCAUCUCUCAGAGACCCAGGGGGCCUCAGCCAGGACCAUUCCUGCCUCCCAGGGGAAAAGCCUGCUGUCUGUCUCAGUGAAGCUGACCACCUUCAGGAUGGAGCCUCCCCUGGUCCGGCCCCCCAGCUCCCCCUGAGCAGCUCCCUCCCUACUGGCUUAGACGUGACCAUCCUCUACAAGGGUCAGAUAGUGAGGCAGGUGGCUGUGGUCCAGACCUGCUGCCUAUUUGUGGCCAGCAGCCCUGGCCUGGUGGCAGGGGUCUCCCAGGACCACCAGCUUGUGGCUUUCCCCAGCCCAGCAGCCCUGAAGUUGGCAGACCAGAAGCAGGUGCACUAUACCGAGCAGUUGAUGGAACACAUAGGACCAGGGCUGCAGCUGCAAUUUUGGGACCAGAGCCUCUGGGCCAAGAGAAUGGGCAAAUGUAAAGUGUACUGGGAGCGGAGCAGCCUCCUGUCAUCUGCGGGAACCCCGCCCCUACCCCGCCUGCUCCCUCGGAACGAGGCCAGGCCCAUCUUUGACUUCUCUGUCUUCCGCAAGGAACUGGCCGAGUACAGGGACCAGAGGAGACGCACCUCUCCAGACUACACCAUCUACCUGGGCUUUGGGCAGACGCUCUCCAGGAGGCCCAUGGAGAAGAACCUCAUUCUGGUGAAGGUAGUGCCCCGAAUCUGCCAGCUCUGCCAUGAGGCCGUCCAAAGGCACGAAGGUGUGUCCUCUCUAGACAGCGGUGGCCUCAGCCUGCAGGUCUCCAACAGCCUCAGCCUCUAUGAAGUGCUGGAAAACUUUCUCAUGGAGACAGACUACCCUGCUUAGACCCACUGCCCUCUGGACAAAACAACCCCUCUGCCUGGGGGAAAAAAGCUACAGGGAAAUGGUACAUCCAGGCCCUGUCUGGUCUCCAGGAGCCCCAAAGCAAGCCUGGAGCUGUGGGUCAGUCUUUGGGAUGGCCAGUCCAGCUUCCCUCUCCUUCCUGUUCAAGCACAUGUCUGGCCACCUGACUUCUUGGCCAAAAGUCAUCAGUGGCUUCCUAUUGCCUC